This is a messenger RNA of Marasmius oreades (fairy-ring Marasmius), 2677 nucleotides long. RefSeq lists its product as uncharacterized. The transcript is spliced from 7 exons. The coding region runs from base 467 to 2362 and encodes 631 amino acids. Lineage: Eukaryota; Fungi; Basidiomycota; Agaricomycetes; Agaricales; Marasmiaceae. The record is from RefSeq and is a predicted model, not a curated record.
UUGUAUCAGAGAGAAGUUCCGCCAACUUUAAACACCCCUAGUACAGUCGCGUGAGGAAACAGCACCCAUAUAGUAUGUGCGAUCUGAUUCCUACUCGAACUUUGCUUAGACCCUCGGAGCAUAUUGAAUCAAUACUUGGCUGCCGUUGAGUAUCUGGUUCACUUUAAGAACCUCGAUUCGUCUGAAGACGCUUGGGUUCCGCUCACCGCCAUCCUCAACUCAGAAUCAACCGCUUUCCGAAGCAGCAUUGACAUUUGAACCAACUUUCAUGCUUUUGGCUAGCAGGUGUUUCUUGUCGGGUGUACGGCCCGUUUAUUCUAGGUAAUUCUCGGUACACUUCCCACGAGUCCUUCUUGAACUGCUUCUUCCUUUUUGGCCGCGCGAUUUCUCGUCGUAAUAACGUGUGCCUACAAAGUCCUCUAUUAUUCUACAAUACCCCUCACCGCCCUUAUUUCUUUUCACCAAGAUGCAACGAUCUGCACGUCGUCAGCCCAAGGCCCGCACAAAGUUGUCGUUCGAUGACCAGUUGGAAGAGGAUAUGAAACGGGAACACGAACUAUCACUCUUGAUACCCGACCGGUGGCGCUACUUAUCGACUGGGCUUCAAGAGGCCUUUCAAGGAGAUGGGAGUCGCGAUUUCUCGCUGGAUGAAGCCAUCGAGUAUCUUCACGAGGAGAUCUCUCCGACCUACGACGCAGAUCUGGAGCCCUCCGAGCUCUACGAGAACGUUCUUCAUUCUAUCGCGACAAUCCUCGCUCUCAAGUUUUGCCCUUGCCCUGAUCACUUCGAUUGGACCUGUGCAGUGUUCGAAACAUGGGUCAAAAUGUGUGAUUGGACUGUGCACUUGCUUUACAUCUACGUGCUGGGGAAGAGGACGCCGAAAAAGAGUAAAGGAAAAGCGUUCCAACAUCGACUCAUUGUUCUUGCCGAGAACCUAUGCCACAUUCCCGGGAAAUACGGUCGAUUCAACGAAGCGUUCGAGGGCGUUUCUGUCCCCGUAGCGUUCAGCUCUGUUCCACACCUCAUUCCGACCAUGAUCAAGGUCUCCAUCCAUCUCCUUUCCCUCGAUCAUCCAUGGUACAUGACCACCUGGAUGAAAAUACACGACGAAGCCGAGAAGAUACCCGACAAAUUCAAGGCCUGCAUCGAAGAAAUGGAAACGGAGCAUGGCUACAACAUCGCACAGUACCUAACCGACCAUUUCUCCACAAUCUCCUCUCAAUCAGAUAUUGACUUCUGUACCCUGCGAUCCGACAUCAUCCUCCUCCUGCAGAUUUUCCAUUCAUGCCCAGAGAGCAAUAUAUUCCACCGCAUGCUCUCGAGGGGAGUCACGAAAGCUUUCGCGAAUAUCAUGGUUGCGGCCGCUUCCCAGGCUUACCUGGUCGAUGCUCCUCCAAUCGCUUACUAUGACCGUGACAACCUGAGUUUCCUCAGUGCGCUUUUGGCCCGGUGCCUCACCGGGGGGAUCACAUGGGUCUGUGAGGCCCUUGACUGUCAUUUCCUGAUUGCGUUGGUACAGCUGGCAGUUCUCCCAGAUAAUGGUGAUGCUCACAUCAAGGAUGGUAUCCCUCUGCUCUUCGUAUCCUACGCUAAGCUGACGAAGCUCUUACGGCCAUUCUUGGUCUAUCGUUCGGUGUUGAACCGCACGCGGAGAGAGCUCCGGCUUGUGCGCGACUCAGAGCUGUUGGGAAGGCUGGAUGAGCGAAAUUCGUUCAGACUUGCGUUGGAGGAUUUGGAUAGGGAGGCGGAGAGGUUGAAAGGGCUGCAGAGACAGUUUGAGUCGUCCACGAACUUGCCUUCGCUGUGUUCUGUACAAAAGUGCUGGUGGGUACGGCCUGGAGCGAAGCUUCAACGGUGCUCCGGAUGUCGUGUUGCGGUUUACUGUUCGCGCCAGUGCCAGCGAGCGGACUGGGAGAAGCACAAGGAGUUGUGCGACAAGUACGACAGGCCAACGGAUGGUCUAUCCUACCGCAUCUCCCAACUAGAUACCCUCUUCCUCAAGUUCCUCAUCCAACGAGAGAUCCGCGAACGCCCCGUUCGUCCGCCUGCCCACAACCGGUCUGGCAAGAAAUCCAAGUCCAAAGUCCGGGCUGAGGACGUUGUCGUCCAGUUCAACUUGAGGGUUUCUCCGAUGCAGGUCACGUAUACGACCUCGGCCAAGGUUUUGCAAGAGAUUCUAUCGCUUUCCACGGGGCUCACAGACGACGGCCUUCAUCGCUUGGAACACUCACAGUGGGCUCAUGACAGAAUGGCGAUGCUGAAGGACCGGGUGAGGGAGAAUCCUACCAGGACAAUAAUGUGUUAUAUGUUGUUUCCGGCAGGCUAUAGCGAUUCGUACGUAUUGUGGGCGGAGCAGGUAUAAUCGAAGGGUUUGUAGGCUACUUCCUCGUUCUAUGAUGUAUAUGUAUCAUGCUACUUAUCGAUUCGAACUACUGUACCGCGAAUCAAGUCAAACUUUUGUUGCCACCAGCAAUACACUCCGAGACCGACUGAGAACACCUUCUACCUUCAAUACAGACUGAACUUCGAACAAGUCGUGCCACGGCAAUACCUGUCACAAGACAUGCGCUGAUGUACUCUACUAUGUAGCCACGGCGUAAGUGUACAUCAGGUCCCUGGCAUCCAUUGGGUCCGAAGCCGGGAAUGUAAUUCCCACCGAUCUAUUGCGCCCUGACGC